Monoraphidium neglectum is the source of this 564-nucleotide messenger RNA. RefSeq names its product regulator of ribonuclease activity A. Gene Ontology annotation, biological process: regulation of RNA metabolic process. Bases 1 to 564 code for a protein of 187 amino acids. NCBI's taxonomy places the organism in Eukaryota, Viridiplantae, Chlorophyta, Chlorophyceae, Sphaeropleales, Selenastraceae. The transcript has 5 exons. The record is from RefSeq and is a predicted model, not a curated record. Gene Ontology annotation, molecular function: ribonuclease inhibitor activity.
AUGGCGGGCCGCGGGUUUGCCGACAGCAUUUGGCCUGAGGCGGACGCCGAUAGAGCGGGCACCGCGGACUUGUGUGAUGUGUUUGUCCCCGAGCCGGUGGAUCAGAUCACUACCCGCAAGGUCCAGAUCGCGCACGCGGGCGUCUUCCGGGACUUUGGCGGCCGCCUGAAGUUCUCCGGGCAGGCCAGCACCGUGUCCUGCUUCGAGAACAACCCCCUCGUGCGCAAGGCCCUGGAGGAGCCCGGCGCCGGCCGCGUGCUGGUCGUCGACGCGGGCGGCUCCAAGCGCUGCGCCGUGCUGGGGGACAACUUGGCGGAGUCGGCGCAGCGCAAUGGCUGGAGCGGCAUCAUCGUGCACGGCUGCAUACGGGACUCUGAGGCCAUCGGCAAGCUGCCCAACCUGGGUGUGAAGGCACUUGCAACACACCCCCUGAAAUCGAGCAAGCGCGACCCGGGGCUCAGGGACGUCCCCGUGACCUUUGCGGGCGUCUCGAUCAAGCCUGGCGAUUGGGUGUAUGCAGAUGCCGACGGCAUCCUGGUGUCGCCCACGCCGCUCAAGCUCUAA